Aspergillus fischeri NRRL 181 is the source of this 4824-nucleotide messenger RNA. Its product is annotated as bifunctional ATP-dependent DNA helicase/ssDNA endodeoxyribonuclease DNA2. The transcript is spliced from 6 exons. Gene Ontology annotation, biological process: replication fork reversal. Gene Ontology annotation, molecular function: single-stranded DNA helicase activity; 5'-flap endonuclease activity. Gene Ontology annotation, cellular component: cytoplasm. NCBI's taxonomy places the organism in Eukaryota, Fungi, Ascomycota, Eurotiomycetes, Eurotiales, Aspergillaceae. The record is from RefSeq and is a predicted model, not a curated record. Bases 1 to 4824 code for a protein of 1607 amino acids.
AUGGCUGGAAACUCGAACUCCUACCCGAUAUCCUCGAAUUCACGUUCCAAGUUGAAUGCCUUCCGGUUCAACAAUCAACAUACGAACAAUGGAGGAAAGUCGCCCGCGAAGUCGCCAUUAAGGGCAGGUCACGAAGACAAAGAAAACCAAUCUUCAUGGUUGAACGGAGUGGUCAAACCACUACAAUCAGAACCAGGAAAAGAAGAGCCUUCUGGCGAAGCGAACGAGCCGAAACUAGCCAAAGAGUGUCCUCAGACGCCAGGGAACAGGAUACCCCUGGCAGACCUGAUUAGCAAUGCAGAAGAUGCAUUCAACCGAGCACCGGGACAAGAAUACACGCCAGAAGAUCAUGUUAUCUGGCAGCAUGUACCUGCGAGCUCGAACCCGGACACACUCUCUCAACCUUCCGCAACGAGAAAGAGACGGCGUCACAGCUCAUCCCCGACCAGCUCUCCACUAGGUAGAAGCAAGGGUGAACGGAAACGGUCCUUUGAUAUGCAAUCCUUCCAAGCGCUCCUCAAAACACCUCAGAGCGAUCUCGCAACAGACCUGUGGAACAAUUACCUGGGCAAGGCUUCGAUCAAUCCAGAGGAAAGCUUUCCUCCUCCUCGCCUAGCUAAUCUUCUCUCGUCUUCACCCCAGACUCCUGCCACGGCCGGCACCAGUAGGGAUUCGUCUGGUUUGAGGAGACUCAACUUCCUGUUGGAAAAGAUUGAGAGAAGCUUGCAGAAGCCCUCUGUCGCUCCAGCAGAAAUGUCGGAUUCUUCGCCCGUGCCGAAACGCAAGCAAGUGCGAUGGAGCCGAUCGAAUUCUCCUAUCGAGAGAAAGGCCGCCGCGCAAAUUCCAGAGCAAGGCAUUGAGUAUGACGACGGGGUUGCUCACCCACUUGUACAACCAAACGAAGCCGAAGGCGUAGGAGCCUCUUCAUCUGAUUUCGGUGAUGAUGACUUGGAUGAGGACUUUCUCACCUUGGCCGAAGCGUCUGAGGAUCCAUUCCUUGAACCAACCCGGCCCAACAACUAUACGAAUCCAAUGAACGUCGAAGCCCCUGACGAAUCUACUAUGGAGCAGCCUCGACGUCAACUUAGUACUUUGGGGGACUCGAACCAUAGCGCAGGAGCUCCUGAUUUGGGCAACCGGAAGCUCAGUGUCGACAAAGCUGUGAACAGUGACGAAUUCGACGAUGACUUCGACGAUAUAGAGGACCUUCUUGCCGAAUGCGAUGAGACGAAUACGAAACGACCAUCUGAAACAGAAGGAUUUAACGGCACUUCCAAGAGGAGUUUGGAAACAUCCUCUGGUGACGAGUUUGAUGAUGACGACUUUGACGUGGAAGCUAUCGAGCAGUCUAUGGAGCCAGGUAGAAAUGGACCAGUCAACAACUCUACAGACCGACAAGCUAUCAAACGAUAUUUGAUUGUUGAUAUUGCAGAGAAUACGUAUAUCACUCAAAAAGGUCGCACUCAGCCAGAGCAGGUGCUGUUGGUUCAGGAUGAAAGAACUAAAAACAAAAAGGCAGUAAUCUUGCGAGAGUCUUGGUUCGACAGCCCAUGCAGUAAGGGUGCAUAUAUUCACCUGACCGGCGAUUUCGAUGCAGCAGGGCAAUGCAUUGUCGAUGAUGCCCAUAAUAUGAUUAUACUUCAUCCAGAUCACCUAGUAUCUGCGACCGUUGUUGCAGACUCGAUCGGUUGCCAACGAAGAGCAGUUCUCCAGGACCGUAUCAAGAAUUCAAGCGACAUUAGCAAGCCUCAAGUGUUCGGAAAUAUCUUUCAUGAGCUCUUUCAGGAAGCUAUGAAAAUCAACAAAUGGGAUCUGAGCUCUUUGAGGGCUUUAGUGGAAGCUAUUCUUGUCAGACACGUUGAAGACUUAUACUUGAUCCAAAUGAGCAUUCCGGAAGCCGUCGAGUACAUGAUGAGCAGAGUCCCAGCUCUGAAAGCCUGGGCAGAGGUCUUCCUUCGGCCCACUCCGAGUGCCGAAUCCGUUGUUGAAGACCGGCAUAGCUCCAAGAUCAAUCUGAGCAUCAAUAAGCUGCUUGAGGUGGAGGAACACAUAUGGUCUCCGAUGUAUGGACUCAAAGGCAAUAUUGAUGCUACAGUCCAAGUUGCAUGCAAUGAUGGGGAGGGCAACAGAAAUCUUGUUGUCCCUCUGGAGCUCAAGACGGGCAACAGAGAUACAAAUCAGGCACACAGGGCUCAGACUGCCCUUUAUACCUUGUUGCUUUCUGAUCGCUACGGUAAGCUUUCCAGCCGCAAUUAUGCUCCGGACUUUGUCUCACUGAUUGUACGUUUUCAAGACGUUGACGUAACCUUCGGUCUGCUUUACUAUCUUGAGAUAUCGAAGAUAUUCCGCAUCCGUGGUGUCAGACAUGAGCUCUUGCAAAUGAUCCAGGAACGUAACCGGCUGGCGGGUUUUGUCCGUGAAAGACACCGACUUCCACCGAUGGUGAAGAAACCGGGCAUGUGCAACAGAUGUUACUCAAAGACGCCUUGCUUGAUCUAUCAUAAGCUUGCGGACGACGGAGAUGGCGAAACUAGCGGACUUGGCGAUGAAUUCGUCAAGGCUAUGGACUAUUUGACGCCCCAGCAUCGAGACUUUUUUAAGAAAUGGGACGAUUUGCUGACGAAGGAGGAACAGAGCAUGAUGCGAUUCAAGCGAGAACUCUGGACUUUGUUGAGCAGUGAGCGAGAGGCUCUCGGGCGUUGCUUCGGGAAUGUCGUGAUUCAACCAGGGUCCGCAUACGAGGACAAAGAGAGCACAAAGAUUAAUCGCUUCAGAUAUACCUUUGUCAAGAAGCAUCCUUUGCCUUCGUUCUCUUUCACUGAAUCGCAACUGACAGUGGGAGAGCCGAUUGUUGUAUCUGAUGAGAAAGGUCACUUUGCGCUCGCCAACGGAUACGUUGUGCAAGUCAGCCCAAAGCACAUAAUGGUCGCAGUCGAUCGGAGAUUGCACAAUACAAGAACAAAGACAAAGGGAUUUGAUGCUAACAAGAACCAAUCAUUCCGAGGCAUCACGGAAGUGCUGGAAGAUAGCUCCUUCCCUUCAACUACUUCUAACGAGCCGGAGGAGGAGAUUCUUUACCGACUGGAUAAGGACGAAUUCAGCAACGGCAUGGCGAUUGUUCGAAACAAUCUCAUUUGCAUGAUGGAAAAGGACCUAUUUCAAGCGAAUCGGCUCAGAAAACUCAUUGUUGAGGGAGAAACACCCAUUUUCAAGCCGUCACCAUCAGCUUUUCCGUUGUCUGACUCCGCCAAAGCAAGCCUAAAUGUCGAUCAGAAAAGAGCCAUAGACAAGGUCAUGAGUGCGCGAGAUUAUGCGCUAGUUCUUGGUAUGCCCGGCACAGGAAAGACGACAACCAUUGCCCAUAUCAUUCGAGCAUUGGUGGCGCAAGGAAAGAGUGUUCUCCUGACCUCGUACACGCACACCGCAGUCGAUAAUAUCCUACUAAAGAUCCGAGACGACAAUUUCCGCAUUCUGCGGAUAGGAGCUACUGCAAAGGUGCAUCCUGAAGUACAGCAAUUUGUCGAUCUUGCGGCGGUCCCUAAGUCCACCGUCGAAGAGCUGAAAGCAUCCUAUGAAGAGUCACAAGUAGUCGCGACGACUUGUCUUGGGGUCAACCACAAUAUCUUCAAUAGACGCAUAUUCGACUAUUGCAUUGUUGACGAGGCCUCGCAAAUCACUCUUCCGGUAUGCUUAGGGCCGAUCCGAAUGGCGCGCACAUUCAUUCUCGUUGGGGACCAUUACCAAUUGCCACCUUUGGUGCAGAACAAGGAAGCCCAAGAGGGAGGACUCGAUGUCAGUCUGUUCAAGCUCCUUUCCGACGCACAUCCUGAGUCGGUGGUCAAUCUUGAGCACCAAUAUCGCAUGUGCGAGGAUAUUAUGGUCCUUUCCAACAAUCUUAUCUACUCGGGACGUCUGAAAUGUGGAACUCCUGCGGUUGCAUCGCGCUCCUUGGAUCUGCCCAACAUUGGCGGUCUCAAGCUGCAUCACAUCAAUCAACUACCGCAGUCACCAAAUCAACGGCAAUUUUGUUUGGGGGCGAACCAGGGCCGCUGCUGGCUACGGGACGUGCUUGAUCCGUCUGCAAAGAACCGUUUUAUCAACACAGACACGCUUGGGAUCCCAGCCCGAGAUGUGGCAAACGGCGCUAGGAUUGUAAAUCCAACUGAGUCUUCUAUUUGCGCACAGCUCGUAGAGUCAUUGGUUUCGUGCGGCAUCCCAGCACGUAACAUUGGCGUUAUCACAUUCUACCGCAGCCAGCUCUCCCUGUUGAAGCAGAAUCUUCGUCGAUACCUACCGGAGCUUGAAAUGCAUACAGCAGACAAAUUCCAAGGCCGAGAUAAGGAAGUCGUGUUACUAAGCUGCGUUCGGAGCAACACCGACAAUAACGUUGGCGAUCUUCUCCGAGACUGGAGACGGAUCAACGUCGCCUUUACGCGUGCGCGGACAAAGUUGCUCGUUAUUGGAAGCAAGAGCACUCUGCGAGACGGUAAUGACCUGCUUCGCAAAUACAUAAGCAUGGUGGAAGAACGAAGAUGGGUAUAUGAUUUGCCCAAAGGUGUUUUGGAAACCCACAUCUUCAACUGCGACGUGAGCUUUACUCCAUCACUCGAUGGAGAUAAAUCACCAGCCAAGGGGAGCAGAAGUCUCGCAAAGACUUCUCCUUCGCCAAAAGCAUCUCGCAAUCCUCUCAGCCCAAUACAGGGCCAACCAACGCAUCGAGGUCUCAAGAAACCCGCUAAGAAAGGGGCCAAACUUCUAAGCGGGAAUAAGGUCAUUGGGAAUAGACCUGUGUUACAGGACGUGGUAAAUGAACUCUUUGGUUAA